This is a messenger RNA of Salvelinus fontinalis (brook trout), 5160 nucleotides long. RefSeq names its product tumor necrosis factor receptor superfamily, member 9a (gene tnfrsf9a). The record is from RefSeq and is a predicted model, not a curated record. Lineage: Eukaryota; Metazoa; Chordata; Actinopteri; Salmoniformes; Salmonidae. The transcript is spliced from 7 exons. Gene Ontology annotation, biological process: regulation of cell population proliferation. Bases 1076 to 1924 code for a protein of 282 amino acids. Gene Ontology annotation, cellular component: external side of plasma membrane. Gene Ontology annotation, molecular function: signaling receptor activity; cytokine binding.
CAUUAGAUGCAGCUUUUUUUCUGUAAUUUGAACAAAGAGGUACGCUACAACAGGACUUGGUUUUCGCUAUUUGUAUUGAGAAAAGACCAUAAGCCUUAGAUCGGAUAUAUAAUUCACCAAUAUCUACCCCAAAACCGACGUCCCAACCAGGAAACGGAAGAAGAAACUAACGGGCGUAGCAUUUGACGGGAGCAUGGAGUCUGGGUAGCCAGGCAAGAUAAUACGCAAUACGAUUCGUUCUCCAGUUCGCUGAGCACAGGCUGUAUGUUUUAGUUUCUCAUUCUGGCACAAUGCGAUCAAUUAUCCGUUCUAAACAUGUAUUUCUAUGCUCAUGAUCCAUUUUCCUUCGCGCAUUGGAGGUCGGUUUACGUCUCUGGAACCGCUGAGCUGGAGGAGCGAACGGCUAAAAUAAACGUCGUUCAAAGAGAACGAAUCGUUCAGCUGCACAUCACGUCUCCACUCGUGGACCGCAACUUCAAUGAGUAGGCUACAGGACAGGAGAUAACGUGUUAUCAUAGGAAACUGAAGACAAACUGUUGAUAAUCUUUUCAUUCUCCAAUGUAGUUUCGUUACUUGUAUUUGUCAUUUCAACUUUUUAUUAAACAUCUCCCUGCUUGCAAUUAGUUCUGUUAACAUAUCCCUUUCAAGCACUUAAUCUGCGUCUCAAAUAGUUUAUUUUACGCAUGCAACAAGUGACAAAUAGAUAAACGUUAGGAUUUGUCGGCGGCAGGUAGCCUAGUGGUUAGAGCGUUGGGCCAGUAACCGAAAGGUUGCUGGAUUAAAUCCCUGGGUUGACGAGGUAAAAAUCUGCCCCGUCAUUGUAAAUAAGAAUGUGUUCUCAACCGAUUUGCCUAGUUAAAAAAAAAAAAUGUGUCCACGCCCCCCCCCCAAACUACAUAAAGGCAGGAGAGUUUGAAGUCUCAUCAUAUGAGAGGGUGCUUUCAAUUAGGGUGCUGCUGUUGUCUAUUCCAUUUGGAUUAUUAUUACUGUCAAGCAACUGCACUGCUGUCACCUGGCAUCCAUAGCCCUUCUGUGUUCCUAAUUUUCUGUGUGAAUUGGAGGGCAGCGAGAGAAGAUGCAUCUGGUCCUCAGGGUACUGUGUAUCUCUAUGCUCAUACUGUGUUGCCUGAGUAGCACUGGUGAGAUAGGUUGUAAACAAUGGACAACCUCUGCUGGUUCUCCUGAUGUCUGCUGUGAAAGGUGCAAUCCAGGGAACCGUCUGGUGACACGCUGUGGACCAGACCCAGAAAAGCUCUGCGUUCCAUGUAGGAAUGAGACCUACACAACUGAUGGUACAUCACACUCCUGUCUCAGGUGUACUCAGUGUGUAGGUGGCGCCCAAUUCCUUAAGAAGGCCUGUACAAAAAGCAAGGACACAGAGUGUGACUGUAGGGCAGGAUUCCGAUGUGGUGAUGACCACUGUUCCUUCUGUGUUGAGGAGUGUGGGAAAGGCCAGGAACCUCUUCCCGCUGCACGGUCCUGCCGGAAUUGUCCAGAUGGGACCUUCAAUGACAAAAUCCAUGAGAAGUGCAAGUCUUGGAGAACAAGCUGUCUGCAUCCCAAGGAACACAUUGUUGCAGUGGGAGAUGCAGUUAGUGACAGCAAGUGCGGCAUUGCCAACAUUGUAACGCCCGAAGUCAACACCUUACCUUCAACACAGGCGGACCCUGAGGGGCUGGUUUGGGCUAUAAGUGCCUCAUUUGGGGUCUUUAUCAUCCUUAUCAUCUUGUUUCUGGUCAUCAUCACUAAAAAGAAGCCAGAGAAGACAGCCCCCAAGGAGCCAACCCUUAAUGAGCUAACUCACCCUACAGAUGAACCCAGGAGCCUGGUGGUGACCAGUUUCCAUCACCCUCAGCAGGAGCAGGGCAGCAGCUCUGAAAUCCUGUGCUCCCAGGACUUUGAGACCAAGCUCCUGCCUGUGUGAGUGGCAGUGGACUUACUUUCUCGUGUACUUAUUUCUACUUCAUGUGUUUUUGCUCCACUUUACUUUUUUAAUUUAUUUUUUAAUGUAUUACUGAUAUUUAUUGUUGCAUUGUUGGGAAAGGCAUUUCACUGUACUUGUGCACGUGACAAUUAACUUGGAACAGGGUCAUACUAUUGAUCACUACUUCACACUGGCACUCGGAUGCCUACACAUUGCUAGCUGACGCUACUGCUGAUACAGUUGGACUCCAGCUCUGCUGCACCAUGCUACUGAGUCGCUGGGAAUAAGACAUUGAGGCUUAGAUCAUUUUUUGAAUUUGGUAUAUUUUUAAUACCCCAGUCAUUUCCUUAUCUCACAGGCACAUUCAAAGGUAAACUAGGUCACUAUGUUAAGCUUAUGUACAUGUCAGCUAGCAAACUGAUAUUCAAAUGUCAGAAGUGAUGGGGAAGUUUAGGGGGAAAAACAAUGUCACUAUAUGACAUAUGCAUUAGCAAUUGGCUGCAGCUGGACUAGUUCAACUAUUUACAUUUUCUGGUUUCAUAAAGGACAUUUGCCAUCAGUUUAUGGCCUGAAUAUGAAAUACUACUCAUGAAAUGUGUAUGAAGGUAGUAUCAGAGCCAUGACCUGUCUUAAUGUAACAGUGAAUGAGGGGGUACAGCAGUAAAGAAAAAGACAAGAAGCGCUGUAUAGUUGUGACUGGCAGCCUCCAUGCCUCCCACUGGCUUAUACAGUAUCAUAGUCACGUUUUUUUCUCAGUUCCCUGAAUGGCUAAACCUAGCUGCCCACAGUUUCUAAGCUGAAGGGAAUACCCCUACUUAAUAUACCGUACAACCCGAAGUGUGACAAACGUUUUAUUGCGCAAGGUAUGACGAAGAGCAAGUGCAGGAUAAUGCCUCAGCACUUUAAGAAUUAGAUUUAUGAUAAAUGUACCAAUGUGGUACCGUAUGUGACUCGGAGCCACUUUCCUGUGUGACUGUACUGCUUUUGUUGACUGGUAUCGAGUCAAGGACAUUCCAAUUGGAUCAUUCAUCCCACCCUCCCCUGUAACCAUUCCAGGUCAUUGCUGUAAAUGAGAGAAUGUGUUUUCAGUUAACCUACCUGGUUAAAUAAACAUUAACAAAGACAUUGAAAUGUGUGCAGGAUACAGUAUGACAUUAUAAUAAAGGCAGCUUAAAAUCUACCCAACUUGACAUUUCCAGGAAGAGAUUUAGAAAAGGGUCUGGACAUUCCAAAUAAUGUAGGGGAAAUGCUAAGGUCAGAGAAUCCUCUCAGGUGGGGGUUUCCACUUUACACAGAAGUGUAUCUAAAGUAACUGGAAAAGUCUUAAAUAAUACAAAUAUUAAUUGCACUUGACACAAUUUACAAUGUAGGCAAUAGGCGUUGAAUGUGAUCAAAGGGCUUCCUUUAACCUAGUCUGAUAAGAUCAAAACCAGAGUAAACUCUUUCACCACUGUAGGUUUGCAAUCAUAAGCAUGAUCUAUCGGUGUUCCUUCGGCUUGCUGGAAAUGCUUAACUCAAGCCCACUUAGCCCUGGUUGUAAAAAAGAAAGAAAUACUCCCUCUGGGCUUUCUGCUAGGCAGAGCUGGGAAAGCCGAGAGGAUUAUGAUUAAAUGUGUCAUAUUAACCCCAUUGUACUAUCACUGCUGGGAAAUGACACGAGGAGUAAAUAAAGCUAACAGAAUCAUGAACGCUGUAUGACUAAUAGGAGUCACACAGGGAAGAGGGGAAACAGUGUAAAACACGCUGGAAGAGCAUCUCAGGCAGAGGAUCCUAUAGAAACUUCCCUUUCAGAUCUGUACUAAUGUAACCUUUACUUUUCAUGCAGCCUGGUCUCUGACCAGACGUAGCACAGUAAAUGUAAAUCCAGAAUACUCAAAUUAUAUAGUAUGAUAUGUUACGGUUACAUAAGGCAAAAGUAGGGUUGUUGGUCGGUGUGGCUGGAUGGCCGUUUAACGCGAACAUCUCGCACAAGUUCGAAUCUCAUCGCGGACAACUUAACUUUUUACUACCUUUUAGUUACUUUGCAACUACAUAGCAUGUUAGCUAAUGCUCCCCCUAACCUAACAACCCCUAGCCCAGCUAAUGUUAGCCAGCUAGCUAGAAUUUGUAACAUAUACGUUUUGCAAAUUUGUGACGUAUGAAUUACAAUUAAUAACAUAUCAUACAAAAUGGGUGAUGGACAGCCACAUUAAUACAUACCAUACAAAACAUCAUACUAAAUGGAGUGUCUCGGAUUCAUGUACAGAAUAAUACGAAAUGCUCAGAGACCAGGUUGCCCUUUCAGAUCUGUACUAAUGUAACCUUCACUUUUCAUGAGUCUACAGAGAAGCAGAGUAGUGCAUCAGUUCACACCCACGCUUAGUUACUGUAUUUUUCUAGUUUGACAGGCGUAGCCCACUGAGAUGGAACAUCUCACAUUUCACAAUUAGGGCCUACACGGUGGAAAAUGUGAACCCACACUCAUGGAAUGGGCCUACAGUAGUAGUAGUGUAAAUUAGUCAUCACCACCACAAAUUACUGUCACAGUAAUGCGAGGACAGGCCUUUAGAAAGCCAGUUACACUAAAGAUGAGUCACAUUGAUGGAUUUUUAGAGUGCCGUCCAUGUGAAUAUCCUUAAGUACUUGGACUGGCCGGAUCCUGGGAUUUUAUGAAUUGUAUGUCUUCUUACUUAGGCUCAGAGAUUUUGUUGAUUAAAUAAGCAAUAUUGUUUCAUAUUUUGAUAUAUAUUUUUUUUAUAUUUAAAGAACUAGCAAAUACCACUGGAUUGUCUUAUUGUAUCCAUCUUACCACAAAGAUGGUGGCAGGAAGUGUGGCUUAGUUGGUAGAGCAUGGCGCUUGCAAUGCCAGGUUAUAGGUUAGAUUACCACAGGUGAACCAGUACAGAAAAAUGUAUGCACUCACUACUGUAAGUCACUCUGGAUAAGUGUCUGCUAAAUGACAAAUGUAAAAUUGUAACUUACAUCAAUAUGACUUAUUGAUGACCUUGAAAAAAUAAAAGAUCAGCUACAUUUACUGCAGCACAUUUCUCUCGUCAGCAUCAGCUUCUCUAAGAGGAAGUAAUGUCACAGCUGAGGUAUCAUGGGUGUUCAUUUUAUUCAGAAACACUUCAGAGAAACCUAUGAGAGCACUGAUCCCAGUGCUAUAAAGAUAAGUUCUAGCAGUGAUUUGUCUAACAUGUAGUUGCUGUAUUACUGUGUAAAAAAAGUAUGUUUAAAUAAAAAGGAAUGAAAAUGUA